Varanus komodoensis (Komodo dragon) is the source of this 1545-nucleotide messenger RNA. RefSeq names its product dehydrogenase/reductase SDR family member 4-like. The transcript is spliced from 9 exons. The record is from RefSeq and is a predicted model, not a curated record. Gene Ontology annotation, molecular function: carbonyl reductase (NADPH) activity. NCBI's taxonomy places the organism in Eukaryota, Metazoa, Chordata, Lepidosauria, Squamata, Varanidae. Bases 127 to 972 code for a protein of 281 amino acids.
GUCCGGCCGCCCGCCCUGCCCUCCGCUGGCUUCCUGCUUCCCGCACGGGGCGGCGGAGUUGCGAGCAAGGGCCCCCGGACACCGCGGCCGAAGUUCGGCGGAGGCGCCAGGAGUGGGCCUGCCGGGAUGUGGCGAGCGCUGGCCGGCCGCUUCGCGAGCUCCAGGCAGGCAGCGACCCGCCUCGUCAGCAUGAGCGGCUCCGGGGCCGAGGCGCGGGGGACGCUGGCCAACAAGGUGGCCCUGGUGACGGCCUCCACCGAGGGAAUUGGCUUCGCCAUCGCCAAGCGCCUGGCCCAGGACGGAGCCCAUGUGGUCAUCAGCAGCCGAAAGCAAGCCAACGUGGACCGCGCCGUGGCCCAGCUCCAAGCGGAGAAUCUCACUGUGUCGGGGCUGGUCUGCCACGUGGGGAAGGCUGAGGACAGGCAGCGCCUCAUUGAUGUGGCCCUGGAGCGCCACGGAGGAAUCGAUAUCUUGGUAUCCAAUGCCGCUGUGAACCCCUACUUUGGCAGCACGCUAGAUGCCACGGAAGAUGUCUGGGACAAAAUCCUGGAUAUCAACGUCAAGGCCACGGCCCUGCUCAUCAAGCUGGUCGUACCUCACAUGGAGAAGAGGGGGGGCGGCUCCAUAGUGAUCGUCUCGUCUGUUGCUGCAUAUUUGCCAUUUCCGGGAUUGGGCCCCUACAACGUCAGCAAGACGGCCCUCCUGGGCCUCACCCGCACCCUGGCCCCCGAACUCGCCCCCAGCAACAUCCGGAUCAACAGUCUGGCACCGGGCCUGAUCCGCACCAAGUUCAGCUCCGCGCUGUGGCAGGACAAAGCCAUGGGCGACAAGCUGAUGGAGGCCAUGAAGAUACAGAGGAUCGGAGACCCAUCUGACUGUUCUGGCAUGGUUUCCUUCCUGUGUUCCCCAGAUGCCAACUACAUCACUGGGGAGACCAUGGUGGUAGCUGGAGGUGCCCUUUCGCGCCUCUGACGGAGGGCCGGCCUACCUUUCCACCUGUCUACACAGAUGGACAUACGGAUGAUCGCACAAUGCCCUCCCCUGCCCCAAGGAUGCAGAAUGGGGACGCUAGUGCAGGGGGGUGUCCUCAAGGCAAACAGACAUCUGGUGCAUUGUGGGGUUGGGUGGAUGGAUGGCUCCUUGGGGAAGAGGUGAUGGCGCAAGAUUGAGAUGUUGCUCCGAGAAAAUAUAAAGGGAAAGGACCGAGGGAAGCACAUUGCAACAUGGGCUGAAUUUUAGGGCCCCUUGUACACCAUGGAUGACACACUCCUGAUGCUGAUGGGGGCUCUGUGCACUUGGGGGGCUGAGGCAAAUGCUUAGCUGGAUACUUAACCGUGGGUGAUUUUGGGGCAUAGAGCAUUAACUGGAGAGAGAAGGAAGCGAUUGCAGGUGAGGUCAUGGAUUUGGGGAAAAUUUGCACAGAAAAACAGGUGUGGACAUGGGAGGGGGGCGGCUGGAGGGUCUGCAGCACCGAUAAUUGUGGUUCCAUGUCAUUUCUCAGUGCCUUGCUGUUUCGGCUCAAAUAAAGCUGUGUUUCCAACUGGA